Bactrocera dorsalis (oriental fruit fly) is the source of this 1278-nucleotide messenger RNA. RefSeq lists its product as uncharacterized. Gene Ontology annotation, molecular function: nucleic acid binding. Gene Ontology annotation, biological process: DNA integration. The coding region runs from base 1 to 1278 and encodes 425 amino acids. The record is from RefSeq and is a predicted model, not a curated record. The transcript has a single exon. NCBI's taxonomy places the organism in Eukaryota, Metazoa, Arthropoda, Insecta, Diptera, Tephritidae.
AUGCCUUUAAAUCCCUUUAUAGAUAAGAACCGAAUCCUACGUGUUGGAGGACGCAUUCACAAGGCCGAACUAGGACAUGAUCAACGAUUCCCUAUUAUUUUGCCGAAAUCGACGCCGUUGGUCAAGCUUUUACUACAUCAGGCACAUGAAUCUACACUGCAUGGAGGGACACAACUCAUGCUGCACACUCUUCGUCGCCGCUUCUGGAUUCUGAGUUCCAGGCAAGCAGUCAAGGGUUUCAUCCAUAACUGUGUAGUGUGUCGGCGUCAUAGAGGGGAAGUUCUGAAGCAGCAAAUGGCUUCCUUACCCGGGCAGAGGAUUAGAGCAGCUAGGCCGUUCAUCUCAUCUGGUGUCGAUUACUGUGGGCCCUUCACUCUACGUAUCGGAACGAAACGCUCUCGAACGCUUAUCAAAACGUAUCUCGCAAUUUUCAUUUGUAUGGUCACCAAGGCUGUACACAUUGAGGUGGUUGAUGAUCUAUCGGCACAAGCCUUUUUAGAUGCCUUCACUCGUUUCGUCAGCCGACGCGGUCCCUGUCGGGAUUUAUAUAGCGAUAACGGUACAGCGUUUGUUGGUGCCAACCGACUCUUGAAGGAAGACCUUGCGGCAUGGCAGGGUGAGAAUAACCAGCGAUCGUUAGCAAAUUCGGGCACACAUUGGCAUUUUAUAACACCCAGUGCUCCGCAUCAAGGAGGCCUCUGGGAGGCGGCAGUGAAAUCCGCUAAGCACCAUUUGGUACGCUGUGUAGGUACGCAGGUCAUGUGGUACAGUCAACUGCAGACGUUGGCUGUAAGAAUAGAAGCCUGUCUCAACUCCCGUCCUAUUACACCGCUUUACGACGAUCCUGAGGAGAAACUUGCGUUAACGCCUGGUGAUUUUCUGAUUGGGUCUCCACUACUGGCGGUUCCCGAACCAGAUAUCAAACAAAUCCCUAGCAAUCGUCUGAAGCAAUGGCAAUGGAUACGUCAAAUACAACAAGGAUUUUGGAAGCGAUGGAGUGAGGAGUAUCUAACCAUUCUGCAGAGACGAAACAAAUGGCUUCGGCGCACGAGGAAUAUAAGGGUGGAUGAUAUCGUCCUCGUCAAACAAGAGAACCUGCCUCCAACCCACUGGUGUCUGGGUCGAGUGACAACAGUACAUCCCGGAGCUGAUGGAGUGGUCCGCAAUGUCACGCUGAGAACUGCUAGAGGAUACAUGAAACGAGCCGUCCAGAAACUAUGUCUGUUGCUUGAGAAGGAGGAUUUCGAGUCGACCGACUCGACCGGGCAGGAUGUUUAG